Anoplopoma fimbria (sablefish) is the source of this 2333-nucleotide messenger RNA. It is a transcript of the gene tmem200b, whose product is annotated as transmembrane protein 200B. The record is from RefSeq and is a predicted model, not a curated record. The transcript has 2 exons. NCBI's taxonomy places the organism in Eukaryota, Metazoa, Chordata, Actinopteri, Perciformes, Anoplopomatidae. The coding region runs from base 79 to 1317 and encodes 412 amino acids.
CCAUCUCAAGGAGGAUCAGAAGAAAUGGACAGCAUUCCUCUGACAGGGAGUAACAGGAGCUCUUGACUGACCUGAGCCAUGAAGACCCAGAAGGCCCGAGAUAUUACACCUCCUUCACCUUCCUGCCGACGGAAGUCUCGCUUCACCUUACGAGGCAGAAAGAAGGACGGGGUGAUCCAAGGGAAACUUCGCAUCCGCUCCAUACCAGGAGCCUUCCUGGUGCUGGGGGUCAUCGUGGUGGUUGUUGGCACCGCUUUGGCUGUGGCAGGAUACUGGCCCUACCGGAUACAGAGAGCGUCCUUCCUGGGGUCUGCAGAUGGGGAAAGUUUCUCUGAGUCGCAGACUUCUGGGUGGAGUCUUGGAGCUAAGGGCCUCCUAUCCACAGCAAGCCUCAUCCACGGUGAGAGGAUGAAGCUGCUGGGGCCUGUCAUCAUGGGGGUGGGACUCUUCAUCCUCAUAUGUGCCAACACAGUCCUGUACGAAAACAGGGAUAGAGAGACUCAGAUGCUGCUGGCUCAGAUGCGAAGCGUAAUUUGCUCUGUGUCUGCGGCGGUUCCCUCGGCAGACCUUAAAGAAAUAGCCGCAGCCCACUCCAUGGCCAAACACUACCAGUGGGUGAGCAGUUUACCAGCUGCCCAUCUUAACAUCCUCUGUCUGCAGCAGCUGGCCAGCUCUGAACCGCUGCUCCAGACUAGACACCCCAGAGACCAGGAGCACAGUGUGGAAGGCAUCUACCAGCAGGCUGUUCUCCAGACAGAAGCCCUCCACCACCAGGAGUCAGAGCCUCCGCCCUCCCUACACUCCUCCUACUCCAACUCAUGUCAUUCCAGUCAGACAGACUUUAACACACAGUCUGGUGCUGAGCAUGGGGGCCGUGCCAGCUUUAAUCCGCACCCCUCCCCACUCGUCAAGCUCAACAACUGCCUGGUGUCAGCCGGCUCCAUGUCCACGCUGGACGGGGUAGAUAUGCCACCUUUCCAGCCGAGGCGCUGCCACAGUAUGAGCUACAGGACUAACCCAUAUACAGCUGGAACUGGUCUGCAAGAUGGACACCAUGCACCGGGGAAGGAGGGUGAAUCGAAUCGGCUGGUAGGCACAAGUGAGACUGGUUUACAGGUUUGCGUGAACAUCCCUUUGCAGGUUGUGGAGACUGCAGAAGAGCAAACCUGCCGAAGCUGGCCUCGGCUAGACCUGGGCAGCGGCAGACGAUAUCUGAAACUAGAGAACAAAGAGGACUCAGUGGACAAACUGCUGGACCAGUUAGAGCAGCAGUGUUAUCAGUGGGAUAAGAAUUUUGGCUCUGGGCCUUUCCAGUGAUUGCCUGCUCCAUACAGAGGGAUACAAUCACCCUGAUAACAAAGGAUCAUAAUGAUAUUUCCCCCUGGAUUCUAAAACUGGGCUAUAUUUAGUUUUUGCUGUGGGGGUCAGAGAGAGACCAAGCCCUGGAUUAUCUGGAGUACACUGUCUCUCAAAAGGAUCUUCCAAAACUUGAGCUUCCAAUUGGAUUUGGCAGAUGUUUUAUAUAAUUGAACGAACAAUAUACAGACCAUACACUGUCACAACUGAGAUAAGCAAUUUGACAGACUGUUUACUUCUGCAGUUUGGGUUGGCAGCAAUGCGAGAAAUCAACUUGUAUCACGAUGCCAAAAUGGGUUUGCCUGUUUCCAGGAAGUAGUGUGCACAACCUAAUGUAGCAGAGAUAGAAGGGGGAUUGUUUUACUGUGCAAUCUAUUUUCAAACUGGACUCCUAAAUCCAUAAAGUGCUGACAGCUCUUGACAAAUGCAACUAGUGUAUAUAAAUGAGAUUUUUUUCUGUACUCCAAAUGCAAUGCAUGGCAGUGAUGUAAAGUAUGUUACAUCUUAAUACUUAUGCAGAGAAUGACUGUUGGUUUUAUGUGUAUAAGAAGCAAUGCUAGUUAAAGGAUAAUUCUGGUUAUUUACAUCUUGGGUCUUGUGCUCUUCGGUUAGGCUCUUAUUUCUCCAGUACCAGCUACCAUAACAAUGUUCUCCCCAACUUUCUCCCCCAGAUUAGAUGCGGGAACCUGAUGACAUUGCUACAUCUGUCUCUGAACUGGGGAGGAUGCUCGUAAUUGACACUUCAAAAAAUAACCAGUAUAAUAGCAACUCUUUACUACUUCCAACACAGACACACACACCCAUGUAUGGCCUGUUAGGAUAUGUUUACUGUAAUCCACUACUGGCUAGGGCUGACAUAAGAACUGAGGUCUAGCAGCUCAUCCUCAUCCCAUUCUGUCUCCAGCUAGCAUCUCUUUCUUUCUAAGCUUACCCUGUGAUAUAUGUUUAUAUGUUUUCAUUAAAAUUGCAGUUGUCAC